CCCGCCUUCCGACGGGGGUGCGGCUCCAGGAAACGGCACGGUCGCCACUCAGCGCUCCUGCGACCCGACGCUCCCCAGACGACCCCGCCGACUGAGCCAGACCACCAGGCGUGCCCCAGCGGCGGCGGCGGGGACAGCAACCCCGGGGCCGAGCCUCGGACACCUCCGCCCAGACGGGGCGGACUGUGCGGCUAGGAACCCGGGAGGCCAUGGGGACCUGGGCCGGGCCAGCGGUCGCGAGCCAUCGGGAGCCUCGGGUCUGAGGAGCGGGCGGCGGGGCGGCGGGGGCCAUGACCUCGGUGUGGAAGCGCCUGCAGCGCGUGGGCAAGCGGGCCGCCAAGUUCCAGUUUGUGGCCUGUUACCACGAGCUGGUAGUGGAGUGCACCAAGAAAUGGCAACCAGAUAAGCUGGUGGUGGUGUGGACCCGGCGGAACCGACGCAUCUGCUCCAAGGCCCACAGCUGGCAGCCAGGCAUCCAGAACCCAUACCGGGGCACCGUGGUGUGGAUGGUACCUGAAAAUGUGGACAUCUCCGUGACCCUCUACAGGGACCCCCAUGUGGACCAGUAUGAGGCCAAAGAGUGGACGUUUAUUAUUGAGAAUGAGUCUAAAGGGCAGCGGAAGGUGCUGGCCUCGGCUGAUGUGGACCUGGCCCGCCAUGCGGGGCCCGUGCCUGUCCAAGUGCCUCUGCGGCUGCGGCUGAAGGCCAAGUCCGUGAAGGUGGUACAUGCAGAGCUGAGCCUCACUCUCUCGGGGGUGCUGCUGCGGGAGGGCCGUGCCACGGACGAUGACAUGCAGAGUCUUGCGAGCCUUAUGAGCGUGAAGCCUAGUGACGUGGGCAACUUGGACGACUUUGCUGAGAGUGACGAGGAGGAAGCUAAUGGUCCAGGGGCCCCUGAGGCACGGGCUCAUGUCCCCCAGCCAGAUCCUUCUCGGGAGCUGAAGACACUUUGUGAGGAGGAAGAGGAGGGCCGAGUACAGCCCCAGCAGGCAGUUGCCAGCCCUUCUAGUGCUGAGGAUACCAGCCCAACCCGUGUGAGUGCCCCUGCACCCCCAGCCAGGGCCUCCCGGGGCCAGGGGUCAGAAGCAGCUACUAUAGCAGGGGGCCAGGUGGGGCCUGAGGCCCCAAGGUCCCCAGGAACCCCACUGGAGACGAGGUCCUCAAGACAGCCAGCCCAGGACAUGGCUCCCACCCCGGCCCCUCGGCUCCGGAAAGGCUCUGAUGCCCCCUGGCCCUCAGUUCCCCAAGGGAAGAAUGAGGCCUCUAAAGCUUCAGGGGCUCUCCCAGCGAGAGUGGGUUCUGCUGGGGAGACCCAGGCCCAGGCAAGCCCUCAGGAAGGGACAGAGGCGCAGGGAGCCAGGUCAGGCCCAGGCACUGAGGACGGAAGCUGCAGAGACUCUUUGGGAGGGCAGAAAGCAAAGGUUGAAGAGGGAGCCAUUGGGGACAGGCCAGAGGCCAGUGGGGUGGGUACUGAGCAGGAGUCAGGAGUCAGAGGAGUGAACACUAAUAGGUCAGAGGUCAGAGCGGGGGAGGCUGAAGAAAGUUCAGAAGUUAGUCAAGUGGAUGCCGAGCAGAGGUCAAAGGUGAGACAUGUGGACACUAAGGGACCAGAGGCUAAAGGGGUGAUGUGUGAGGAAAGAUUCAAGGGGACACCUGAGGCUCCUCCAAGGGGAUCUCAGGGGAAGACAGGGGUCAGGACCGGGGAUGAGUCUCCUAUAAUCCAGAGCCCACUCCCAGCAGAGCCUGAAGAGUGCUCUGGGCAUCUCAGUGACCUCAAGGAGGUCAGGGCUGCUGCAGGCCAGGAGAGAGAGGGUGCAGAAGUGAGGAGUGGAGCCUCUGGUGUUGGGGGGACACUCCUGGAGCAGGGUCCCUCUGUUGGAGCAGCAAGCACCAGGCCCCAGGUGAGCAGGUACCAGAGGGCCCCCUCAGCAGCUGACCAGGGGGUGAUGUCUAAGGAUCUGGGGAUCUGGGAGGCAGAAACGGGGGAUUUGAGGGUUAUGGGAACAGAGACGGGGUUGGCAGAGUCAGAGGUUUGGGUGACCCAGGAGACAGAAGCAGGGGGAUCAGGGUUCCCAAAGAUAGAGACUGGGACAGCAGAAGCUGAGAUAUUGGGGGCCCAGACAGUGGUAGCGAAAUCAGGGGUCCUGGAAUCAGAGGCUGCUGGGAUGGCAGAACCUGAGGAACUGGAGACCCAGAAAACAGAGGUGAGGGUUUCAGGGACCCUGGGGGCAGAGGCUGGGAUGGCAGAACCUGAGGAACUGGGGACCCAGAAAACAGAGGCUGGGGGUUCAGGAGUUCUAGAGAUAAAGACUAGGAUGUCAGAGACUGAGAUAUUGGGGACCCAGGAGAUAUCAGGGAGCUCAGGGGUACUGAAGACAGGAGCUGAGAAAGCAGAAUCUGCAAUAUUGGGGGCCCAGGAAACAGAGGUAGCAGGUUCUGAGGUGCCAGAAAUAGAGGCUGGGAAGGCAGAGGCUGAGAUAUUGGGGACCCAGGAUAUAGAGGUGAGGGAUUCAGAAGUCUCAUUGAUAAAAUCUGAGAUAUCAGGGACCCAGGAAACAGAGUUAGGGGGUUCCCAGGUUCCAGGGUUUGAGGCUCAGACAGCAGAAGCUGAGGAAUUGGGGACCCAGGAGAUAGCAGCUGAGGGUUCAAGGAUCCCAGAGAUGGAGAAAGUGGUGGAGGAUUCAGGGGUCUCAGGGCCAGAGAUUGGAAGGGCAGAGGCUGAGGGACAGGGGACUCAACAGACAGAAACUACAGUUUUGGAGGCUAAGAAGACUAUGAUUUCAGGGGACACAGAAGCAGAGAAUGGGCUCUGGGGGACCCUCAUAGAUGAAGCUUUAAAGGCCCCAGUGACUAAGUAUGGAGUUUUAGGGUCCCAGGGAACAGAGGCAGAGACUACAGUAUUGAGGGUCCAGGAAGCAGAGGCUGGGGUUUGGGGGUUUUCAAAGGCCAAGUCUGGGGUUUGGGGGGCUCAGGAAACAGAGACGGAAGUUUUAGGGCAUCCUGAGAACCAGUCUGGUACUUUUGAGGCCCAGGAAGCAGAGGCUGGGGUCUCGGGAACCGAGAAGGAAAAAGAAGCUGAGGGAAGCCUGCCAGAGGCCAGCCUGACUGAGGCACAGGUGGCCAAUGGGUCAGGGGCUGGGGUGCCCAGGCCCUCAGGGGCUCCUUCCCCAAAGGAGCCUGAAGAGGACAGGAGGCUGCCGGGCAGCCAGGCACCACCUGCCCUGGUCAGCUCCAGCCAGUCCCUACUGGAAUGGUGCCAGGAAGUCACUGCUGGCUACCGUGGCGUCCGUGUCACCAACUUCACUACAUCCUGGCGCAACGGCUUGGCUUUCUGUGCCAUCCUGCACCGAUUCUACCCAGACAAGAUCGACUAUGCCUCCCUUGACCCACUUAACAUCAAACAGAACAACAAGCAGGCCUUCGAUGGCUUCGCGGCCCUGGGCGUGUCGCGGCUGCUGGAGCCAGCUGACAUGGUGCUGCUGUCGGUGCCGGACAAACUCAUCGUCAUGACGUACCUGUGCCAGAUCCGUGCCUUCUGCACCGGGCAGGAGCUGCAGCUGGUGCAGCUGGAGGGUGGCGGCGGCGCCGGCACGUACCGCGUGGCCAGCGCCCAGCCCAACCCGCCCGACGACCUGGACGCUGGCGGCUUGGCGCAGCGGCUACGCGAGCACCGGGCUGAGGCACCCGAGGAGCCCAAGGAGGCCGCGAGCCAUGCGGACGGGCCGACCCCGGAGGUUGCCUCCAAGGACCGCGGGACUGAGGCCUCCCAGGAGGUGCGCUCUGCAGAGGCCCCAGCCGAGGGCCCCGGAGCCCGAGCGUUGGUGCCCCCAGCGGAGGGGCUAGUGAAUGGGGCCGGAGCGCCGGGUGUGGGGGGCGGCGUGCGGCUGCGGCGGCUGUCAGUGAAUGGGGAGGCCGGGCCGGUACCCCCGCCCCGGGCGCAUGGUUCCUUCUCCCACGUGCGCGACGCCGACUUGCUAAAGAAGAGGCGCUCGAGGCUACGGAACAGCAACUCCUUCUCGGUGGACGACCCUGACGCUGGAGCCGCGGCUGCGGAAGGCCUGAGCCCUGAUCCCAGCCCUGCUUCCAGCCCACCCACAGCCACAACCCUGCAGCAGCCCUCUGGUGGGAGUACCCCAUUGGAGGAGCCACCCCCAAGCCCAGGGGAGGAGGCUGGACUGCAACGGUUCCAGGACACAAGUCAGUACGUGUGCGCAGAACUGCAAGCCCUGGAACAGGAGCAGAAGCAGAUAGAUGGGCGGGCAGCAGAGGUGGAGACUCAGCUGAGGAGCCUCAUGGAGUCUGGUGCCAACAGGCUGCAGGAGGAGAUGCUGAUCCAGGAGUGGUUCACACUGGUCAACAAGAAGAACGCUCUCAUUCGGAGACAGGACCAGCUGCAGCUGCUCAUGGAGGAGCAGGACUUGGAGAGGAGAUUUGAGCUGCUGAGCCGGGAGCUACGGUCCAUGCUGGCCAUUGAAGACUGGCUGAAAACGGCCGCGCAGCAGCACCGAGAGCAGCUCCUGCUGGAGGAGCUGGUGUCGCUGGUGAACCAGCGCGACGAGCUGGUCCGGGACCUGGACCACAAAGAGCGGAUCGCGCUGGAGGAGGACGAACGCCUGGAGCGCGGCCUGGAGCAGCGGCGCCGCAAGUUGAGCCGGCAGCUGAGCCGGCGCGAACGCUGCGUGCUGAGCUGAGGCCGCGCCGCCGUGGGGGAGUCCUCAGCUUUUCUGCUGCCGCCCGGGGUCGUCGCCCCAGCCUGCGCGCGGGACGACCGGGCCCUCGUGCGGCCUGUAGGGGCCGCCGUAGUCCCUUUACUGGGAUGGGUAGGGCUGCCCCUCGGCGCCAUCCGGCUGUAUUUAUUUGUCUGUGUGAGUGUCUGUGCCUGUGUGAGUGUCCGUGUGUGUCCGUGUGUGUGUGUGUGUGUGUUCGCGUGUUCACGGGACGGGGGGUUCCCGGAGCGCCGCGCAGACCUCCUCCCCGACUGCAGGGCCCGCGCGCGCCAGCCCCAGGGGAGCAUGAUGGCUGUGAACUAUCGCGCCCCACCCUCCUCCACUUCCUGUUCCUUGUGAGCAAUAAAUUUGGACAAGUCUACA
Messenger RNA from Rhinolophus ferrumequinum (greater horseshoe bat), 5090 nucleotides. It is a transcript of the gene EHBP1L1, whose product is annotated as EH domain binding protein 1 like 1. NCBI's taxonomy places the organism in Eukaryota, Metazoa, Chordata, Mammalia, Chiroptera, Rhinolophidae. The record is from RefSeq and is a predicted model, not a curated record. Gene Ontology annotation, molecular function: protein binding. The transcript is spliced from 19 exons. The coding region runs from base 291 to 4691 and encodes 1466 amino acids.